Plasmodium gallinaceum is the source of this 2622-nucleotide messenger RNA. It is a transcript of the gene ARP6, whose product is annotated as actin-related protein, putative. Gene Ontology annotation, molecular function: nucleosome binding. The transcript has a single exon. NCBI's taxonomy places the organism in Eukaryota, Apicomplexa, Aconoidasida, Haemosporida, Plasmodiidae. Gene Ontology annotation, cellular component: Swr1 complex. The record is from RefSeq and is a predicted model, not a curated record. The coding region runs from base 1 to 2622 and encodes 873 amino acids.
AUGUCAGCACCUAUUAAUAUAGACAUACCGAAAAUAAUAUUAGAUAAUGGAGGAGGCUUAAUAAAAGGUGGGAUACUUCCGAGUUAUUCUCAAAUAGAUGAUACCUUGUUUGAAGAUAUAGAACCAAAAUUCAUUGUACCUAAUUGCGUAGGUCAAAUAAGAAAAAAAAAUAUUUUUCAUAUAAGUGAUAGCUGCUAUAGUAUAUGUGAAUACUUUUGUCAUAGACCUCAUGUGGAUGGCUUAUUAUUAGAUUUAGAAAUGCAAACCAAAAUAUGGGAGAAAAUAUUUGCAUGUAAGCAAACAGUUGGCAAUAAAAUAAACGACAUGGCUAUUUGUGUUACCGAAUCUUAUUUAACACCAGCAUAUAUAAGACAAGGUGUUAUUGAAUUGCUUUUUGAAUAUUUUAAUUUUGAGCAAAUUGUUAUUGUCUCUUCUCAAACAAUGCUACCAUUUUCAUUUAUCGGUUUAAAUUUAGGACAGUAUGACAUUUUGAACCCUCCUGUUUUUAAUAAUGAUUCGUUUUUAAUAAAAAAAAAUUAUUUUACAAAAAAAAAAAGAAAAGGAGAAAAGGGUAAAAUGAAUUUAAAAAAACAGAGUAACUCAAAAAAUAGCAUAAAGGAGAACAUUUCUUAUAGUAACUCAUUAAAAAGUACUAGAGAAAAAAAUAUAGAUGAAGAUAUGGAAGUGGAACUAAGUGAUAUGAAUAAAAAAGUUCAAAAUGGUGAGAAUGAUGAUAAUUUUUAUGAGAGAGACAAGUCAAUUAAAAAUGUAGAAGAAGGAUAUGAUGACACGAAUGUCUUAACAAAUAAACAUAUUUUUAUAAAAAAUAUAGAAUGCUAUAAUAAAUACACCUAUAAAAUUUACAUGAGUAAAAUGUAUCAUGGAGAAAAUUGGCAAGAAUACUAUUUUAAUUCCUUUUUUAACCUGAAUUAUGAUAAUAAUAAUCCAUAUGCAGAUUUAAAUAAUACAGAAAGUGAUUAUUUCUUUAAUAGUAAUAACAUUGUAAGUACGCUAUAUAAUAAUAAUUAUAUAGGAAAUAAUUUCUUAAAUCAAGACCCGAAUUUUUUGUUACCAGAAAAAAUUGAUUUAUGUAAAAGUUAUUAUGAUAAGAAUUUUAAAGACAUAAAUACAUUUAAAGAACAUUAUAAUAGCAGUUAUAUAAAUAAUUUUUAUAGCAAUAUUUUAAAUGGUAAUUAUAAUUUAUCUUUACGAAAUCCGUGUGCUUUAUAUAUUGAUGUUGGUUAUUCUCAUACAUAUAUAUUGCCGUAUAUUGAAUAUAAACUUAUUGAAUAUGCAAUUUUAAGAACAAAAGUUUCAGCCUCAAUUUUAAAUACUUAUUUAAAAAAUACACUUUCUUAUAAACACAUUAAUUUAGAACAUAACGAAUUAUUAGUAGAAAAUAUUAAAGAGAGAGCAUGUUAUGUAUCGUUAGAUUAUGUAAAGGAUUUAGAAAAUGAAAAGAAACGAUUAGAAGAAAUAAAAAAACAAAAAAUCAAAGAUAAACUCAAUAUGAGAAAUGAGAUGUUAAUAAGAGAAAUAGAUCAAGAAAAGAAUAAUAAUGUAAAAAAUAUUGAUAAAGGAGAACAAAAGACAAAAUGUUUUGAAUAUUUAAAUGAAGAUAACAAUAAUAAUGAUCUUAAAAAAGAAGAUAACAUGAAUUAUAUUAAAAAUAAUAACAAAGUUUUAAUGAGUUAUGAAAAUGAAAACAGUAAUACAGUAAAUAAUAAAAGCUAUGAUAUGUAUGAAAAGUUGCAAAAAAAAAAAAACAAUAAAAAUAAUGAUUUAAUAGAUCAAAGUGACAAUAUAUUGAAUGUAAAAGAUAAUAAUGGUAGCACAUAUGAAAAUUGUUUUAGCAUAAAUAAUAAUUUUAACAAGUCUUUUAAUCAGGAUAGCAAUGAAAAAUUAAGGGAUGAAGAAAAAAGAAAAUGUGUGGACAUAUUUAACUUAAAAAAUGAAAAUAAAGAAAUAUUUGAUGAAAAUGAAGAAAAUGAAAAAGAAAAACAUAAAAAAAUAAGAAAAAGUAAAAAAGUAGAACCACAUUUAUCUUAUAAAUAUAAAUUAAUUGAUUAUAAUAAUGCGACGAAGCAUGAAAUAAAUGAAGUUUUUGAUACACUGAAAAAAAAUUGCACUAAUGAUUGUAUUCAUUUAGAAUCCGAUUAUGAUUAUAAGCAAGAAUUUUCUAAUUUUAAAGAAGAUGAAUCUAUUAUAAAUGAAUUCAAUGUAAAAGGUUCUAAAAAAAAAGAGGAUGUCAUUAAUUUAACAAAUGAAAGAAUAGGUAUACCGGAAGUUUUAUUUAACCCACAAGAUAUUAAUUUAGAGCAUUGUAGUAUUGUUGAAUUAAUAUAUAGAUGUAUAUCAUUGUUACCAAAGGAAAUUCAAAAGUAUUUUGUUUCACAAAUUUACAUAUCUGGUGGAUCAACAAAAUUUAAAAAUUUUAAGCAUAGAUUAUACAAAGAAUUAAGAGCUAUUUUCCCUACCGAAUGGGAAAUUAAUAUAUAUUCUCAUAAGAAUAGUUUAUAUAGUAAUUAUAUAGGGACAUAUGUUUGGUUAAGUGAUCAAAAUAUAUAUAAUUACAAUGUUAUCACGAAAGAACAAUAUUUUAAUCAUGGAAAGAAAACUUAA